UUAUAUGAGGCAUGAGUGACAAGUGAUGUGGUACAUUAUACUGUAUUACUUGAUAUUUGUGCAACAGUUUGUGAUAACACUAGCCUCUCGUUAUCGCCCAGUCAUAGGAAUGACAAACUAUCGACAGGAGUCACUAGAUGCUGUUUAUCCCGUUCAACCUGUUCAGUCCAACUUUAAUCAGAAUAAUGGGAACUACGACAUGCUACGACAGUCAAAUAAUAUGCAUCAGCCUAUUCAACCGCUGAUCAAGAUGUCUUACCAGAUACGUAAGCAACCGCAAUUUAAAAUGCCUGAGCAAUUACCAUUACGAUAUUCUGUCCAAAAAUCGCCUAUACUACCGCCUGUACUAGCAUCUAUUAAUAUACCUAAUAGACCACCAAGUAAAACAUCAAUGUUGAUGGAACUUUAUGCUCCGAACCAAAUGACAGUUCAGCAAUUGGAUUAUAAGUACUUGCAGCAGGAGACGUGGCCUACAGUGACUACUACUAGCCCGACUACUACCAAGACUGUUUCUGUCAAACGUGCUGUUAAAAGAAUAAGGAAAUCCAAGCUCCGAAAUAAUACUACACCUAAAAAGAAACCAUCGACGUUACGUAUAUUGAAAAUGUCAUCGAGCACCAGACCCCCGUACCCUGGAGGGAUCAGACCCGAGACUAAGGAAGUUGAUGGAGAUUAUAUUUUGUGCGACGGUAAUGCUAUUUGCCAUAAAUACGUCUGGACAACGAAGAAGGCAAAGACUCCUAAGAAGACAAGAAGAUGAGAUGGUCUUUUUGAGAAAAUCUUUCAGUAAUAUAAAAAUAUAAUAUGUAAGAUACUUUCGCCGGACUCGUUACUUAACAUUGUGAUUUUAAACGGUUUUAGAAAUAGAAAUGUUUUGUUGUUAUAAGUUUGUAGGAAGAUGCCUAAGCAUCAUUAUAGUAGAAGUUAUAAUAAAAUGUCUUCCUUGAAACUAUGAUCUUUGUAUU
Messenger RNA from Spodoptera litura, 965 nucleotides. Lineage: Eukaryota; Metazoa; Arthropoda; Insecta; Lepidoptera; Noctuidae. The record is from RefSeq and is a predicted model, not a curated record.